AUGAAGCUCCAGUGUGAGGUAGAGGUGGUUAACCGCCACCUUCCUACUUUUGGCCUGAGGGGUCGGGGUAAAGGCACCAGGGCAGUGCUGUCCUUGGGCCGGCCGUUGGACAAGACGCUGCCUCAGUCUCAGGCUGGGACCGCCCACCUAGUCAUACACACCCUGAAGGACAAGACUGGGAGCAGGUACAAGCUAAAGGAAAAUAUUGAGCAAUUUUUUACUAAAUUUGUGGAAGACGGGAAAGCCACUGUUCGAUUAAAGGAACCUGCCGUCGAUGUCUGUCUUAGUAAGAAUUCCCUAUGCUUCUCAUAUCAUUCCUUUUCGUCUUUGUCAAGAUUUGGAUAUAUCAAAAUCCUGUGAAUGUGGAAAAUCCUGUCUAAGCUCUUUCAUUCAAGCAACUAUUACUAUGAAUCUUCACUAUGUUGCUCACACUGUGGUGCUAGUAGAUAA
Molecule: messenger RNA, 450 nt
Organism: Gracilinanus agilis (Agile Gracile Mouse Opossum)
Lineage: Eukaryota; Metazoa; Chordata; Mammalia; Didelphimorphia; Didelphidae
Gene: LRR1
Product: leucine rich repeat protein 1
Exons: 3
Source: RefSeq, a predicted model, not a curated record